This is a messenger RNA of Drosophila serrata, 3239 nucleotides long. RefSeq names its product Eukaryotic translation initiation factor mextil (gene mxt). Gene Ontology annotation, biological process: regulation of formation of translation initiation ternary complex; positive regulation of translation. Gene Ontology annotation, cellular component: cytoplasm; RNA cap binding complex. The record is from RefSeq and is a predicted model, not a curated record. NCBI's taxonomy places the organism in Eukaryota, Metazoa, Arthropoda, Insecta, Diptera, Drosophilidae. Gene Ontology annotation, molecular function: translation initiation factor activity; eukaryotic initiation factor 4E binding; RNA binding.
GUGCCUUUAAUUGCCGCGCUCGGUAUCGGUUGUGCUUGGAUAGUAACAUUUGAUUCGUUGUCUAUGGGAAAUUGGAAAUAUGCGGGGAGGUGCGGAAAAAACGCUUCUACGAUUUCUUUUUCACCAAAUUCUUGCAUCAACAUUUUAAACGAACGAACUAGUAACCAGUAACCCUAACCAGACACAAGUCACUCUCAACGACGACAAGAACAACGAUAGCCAGUACAGGACAGGACAAGAAGCAUCUUAAACAAUUCUGAGACAUCAUCGAACCGGACGAAGCAGCGUAGCAAGCCCAUUGCAAAAAUGGCCCACACACAUCUGGGACGCGCUGUGAAAAACAUUGAGGCACCGCGCCCACUGAAGACACAGUCGCGUGCCUCGUUGAAGAACAGCUAUUUGGUGAUUGAGGAGCUUAUCCAGUUGAUUGACAACGUUACCGUGGGCCUGCAGUCAUACAAUACCACACCGGAAUCGAUAACGCUGCUGCUGCACAAUCUACGCGUCCAUGGACCACAGCUGGAGGCGUUGUCCAAGGAUACACUGGAUCGGGCCUUUGUGGUGUUCCGCAACGCUUCGCAGGACGAACGGCUGAACAUACUGACGCGUCUCAAGCUGCUCGAGCUGAUCGAGCUGCGUGCCAAAAGCUGGGAGAACGAUGAUACUAUCGCCUACUACAAGUCCAAGCAGCAAGUCUCCAACGUGGAGCUGCCCUCAGAGACAUAUCAGUACGAUGCCGGCGGGCAGCCAGGCGGCUUUCUCAGCACCUCCCCCACAUUCGGUGUCAGCGGUGGCGGUGUCAACGUUGGCGUAGGUUCCGCCGCCGCUGCUGCCGUUUUUAAUGCGGCCUCUGCAGCCGUAGCCGCCCAAGCAGCGGCCAUUGCGGCUGUGGGCUCACCCAACCAGCAGCACCUGCUGCUGCCGCCCGGUGAGGUUAUCCGCAACUCGGGAAAGUUCCCCAAGCCCACGAAGAUACCCGGCAAGACGUACUGCAAGGACGAGGUGGUUAUACGCAACGCAGACUCCGGCAAAGUCAUGGGCAUCAAGGGUCGACGCGUGCACAUGAUCGAGGAGCUUAGCGAAACCAUAAUAUCGUUUCAAAGAGUCAACCCGGGUGCCAAGGAGCGUUUGGUGCAGAUCACUGGCCCAGCCGAAGAUAAAAUUAACUAUGCCAAACAACUGAUGGAGGACACAAUUCGCCGCAAUGCAUCGCCCGUGCGCCUGGAACCCGCUCCCGCUGCCGGUGGAUCGUGCUCUUCACUCAAUUCAUCCAACUCGGACGACGCCAUUGUGCAGCCGCGCACUCCCGGUGGCGGCAGCAGUAGCUUGGCCAACCGGCUGAGCUUCAAUUCGGCGCAGAACUUUAUGACCGCCACUGCGGCGGCGCAGCAGAUCUCGCAGCAUCACCAACAGCAUCAACAGCACCAGCAGCAGCAGCAGCAGGUUGCCGCAGCGGUAGCAGCGGCUCAAGCGCAGGCCACAGCAGCUGCUGCCGGUAAAGUUUUGCGUCCCAAUCAGCAGCUGCUUAUGCACUCAUAUUCCACAAACGAUGCUUCCGUAGGUGAAUACAAGUUCACGGUGAAUGUGGGCCAGCACCUGAUCAAGAUAACCGGCGACUGUUGCGAGCUAGUGCGCGUGGCCAAGCUUGUAUUGGACGAUUACUUUAGCAGCUCGGAAUUCCUGGCCUCCAUGGAGGCUGGUGCUGCCUUCGAUGGCACUUCUCUGGUGAGCCCCGUGACCACGCCAUCGACUCCGCUACCCGGCGCUGGACCGCCGCAGUUUAUGCUGCCUUUGGCCGACAGCGGCAUUGGUUUGAACUACUCGGCCAACAAUAAUGGCGAGGGGGAUGAUGAGGUCUUUGCUGAGCCCAGCAACGGAGCGUUGGCCAAUAAUCAGAAUGGUCUGGCCCGUUCCCGACGCAGCCACUUCUCGCGCAAAGAGUCUACGCCAGAGGCGAAGGCCGCUCGCGAAAUUUUCGAUGUUGAGGAACAUACAGCUUUGAAGACAAGUGCAUCUCGCGUCUCGUAUGAUUUGGAACUUUUGAUUUAUUACUCGAAGAGCCCGCAUGCUUGGGUCCUGCCCACCGACUGGCAAAAGAUUCAGGAGACUGCCCCAUCGAUUCUACGCAACAAGGUAACACACGCUCUCGCUAAGCUGCCCUUCGAUAGUUUCGCUUACACUUCAAACAACUGCCCCGACAUCAUCUCCACCAAUAGUGCACAUAACUCAUCAGUAAUAACAACUCCGACAGCGUCCACAGCUCUGAAUGCAAGUAACAAUACCACCCUAACCUCCACCGCCAUCGCCUCUGUCACCGCUAACGCUGGGAAUGCCAGUUCCAAUGUGCUCGAGUCAAUAAUAGACGCUCCCAUAACUAACAACGGCAAGAAAGGGGGGCGCCUGCCCAAGCCAUCGGCUGAGUCCGAUAGGAAUUUGUAUAAUAAGCAGCUUCAAAUAAUAACAAACACAAUGGGUGGAUCCAUGGGAAAGACCACUAACAUUCGCCAGGCUCAAGCAUCUCAAGUAAAGACGGUCUUUAAACGCUACAGCGAGGACGAUGAAUUCGUUACGGCAGCAAGCGAGCCGAUUGUGUCGCUUGAACUUAAUAAUAACCAGAAUAAUGGUUAUUAGACCUUAUCUUUGUAUCAGUAACUCGAAUACGUAGCCGGAAUACGUACCUGAGUUCAUUUCAAGACAAACAUUCUCUAUGUAUCUCAACGAAAAGCCUGCCUUUUAUUUAUCCAUCAUCAUAAUACAUGUUGAUCUCGAAGCCUACCAUUGAUGCUAGAAAGAACAUCGUUCAAUCAUCACUAUCAUACAUUCAUCUAGUUAUAGAAACACAAAACAAAAAAAAACCAAACGAAAGUAAACAAUUUGCUAGUCUUAGACAUAAAGAAUUCAAGUUGGAAAUUGUAACCCAAAAUAAGGAGAAUCUGUGUUUUGGCUGUGAAACAGAUUAAGUCUUCGCUAGAGUUUAACUAAUAUUGAUACAAACUUUAAAGUUUCAUAAAUCAUUACAUGCACAUGCUCGAAUUCAAAUGACAAGAAAAGAAAGUGUAAUUUAUAUUAUUAACAAGACUUGUAAUAACUUUAAAAUGAAACCAAGCAAUGUUUUUGGGACAUACACACACACAUCUAGUUUUAAGCGUUUUAUCUCCUAACCAUGACACACAUAUAACAUAUUACAUAUUGUAAUUCCAAUAAACGAACGUUGUGGACUUUCAAAGUCCGUCACAAUA